This is a messenger RNA of Clupea harengus (Atlantic herring), 2185 nucleotides long. Its product is annotated as MAGUK p55 subfamily member 4-like. The coding region runs from base 77 to 1999 and encodes 640 amino acids. Gene Ontology annotation, molecular function: protein binding. Lineage: Eukaryota; Metazoa; Chordata; Actinopteri; Clupeiformes; Clupeidae. The transcript has 21 exons. The record is from RefSeq and is a predicted model, not a curated record.
UGGUGUGUGUGUGUGUGUGUGUGUGUGUGUGUGUGUGUGCACGUGUGUACUCUUCCGUGUCUAACUUGAUUGUCUUAUGCUUGUCUCAGUGAGGGCUAUGAAACAGUCCACAGAGGCCCUGGCCAUGACGGACACAGGCCAGCAGGAGAACGGGGAGGAGGACGGUCUGACACAGGUGUUGACUGACGUGUUGAAGGAGGUGAGGCUCUCCAUCAGUAAAGACAUCAGUGGAGCUGACCUGCUACACAGCCUGCUCAGUGCACCCUGGCUCUGCUCUCUACUUAGGGUAUAUGAGUGCCUGCUGCAGCAGAAGAAGAGUGUGUUAACCCCUUACUUGCCUUACUCGUCUGGACUCUCUCAGGAGGUGAUGGCCAAUUUAAGAGAGGUCACGACCCCUACACCAGAGAUUCUGGAGCUUUACCACAUACUGGGAAAGCCUCACGUGCAGGCUUUGCUGCUAACGCACGAUACGGUGGCCAAGAGGGACUACGACCCAGUGCUGCCGCCCAUCCCUGCCAACCUGCCUGUUGAUGAGGAAUCCAUGAGGAUCGUGUGUCUGGUCAAGAACAUGCAACCGCUGGGAGCCACAAUAAAGAAGGACCUGAAGACUAAAGAGAUCCUCGUGGCCAGAGUCAUCCAUGGAGGUCUAGCAGACCGCAGUGGUCUCCUGAACCCAGGUGAUAAGCUCGUGGAGGUAAACGGAAGGCCUAUGAGGGGGCUGGACCCGGAGACGGUCAUCCAGAUCCUGAUGAACUCUCGAGGAACUAUAAUGUUCAAAGUGAUCCCCAAUUCACCACAGCCAGACAACCAACAAACUACGGUGUUUGUGAGGGCUAUGGCAGACUAUGCUCCUGUACUGGACCCCACUAUCCCGUGUCCGGACGCGGGUAUGGCCUUCCGUAAGGGGGAGCUGCUGGAGAUCGUGGACCAGACAGACUCCCUCUGGUGGCAGGCCAAGAAACUGCAAAGCUCAACCACUUGUGCAGGUCUCAUACCGUCCACUAACUCUCUCAAGAAGAGACUGAGGGAGGUGUGGUUCUCUGAGCCGUCUCAAGCACACACCUGCAUCAAACCCUUAAACUCUCUGGAUGACGAAGACGAUGACUUGGGGAUCAUUGAUCUCAACUUUGAUGACAUGGAUGAGGAUGCUCCUGAAACCGACAAGCUCUCAGAAGAGGAGGCUGAGAGUGACUACACUAAGGAAGGCAUCUACAUAGCUGGGUUCCGGCGCAGCAUUCGCUUCUGGAGGCGGAGGACCCAGAGCAAGCGCAGACAGUCGUGUCAUUCGUGUUGCCCGAGUAAAAACCACGGCUCGCUAGACAAUCCCUACGAGGAGGUGGUAACCUUCCAGAGGAAUCCCGAAGAACCACCCCGCCUCAUUGCCCUGAUAGGUCCAUCUGGUGUAGGAGUGAAUGAGUUACGCAAACAGAUCAUCAAAAUCAACCCCAGCAAGUUCCAAGGAGCUGUCCCUCACACAACAAGACCUCUGAAGUUCUCUGAAGAGGCUGGGAGGGAGUACCAUUUCAUCAGCAGUGAGCUGUUUGAGUACAUGGCCUACAACCACCGGUUUUUGGAGUACGGAGAGUUCCAAGGGCAUUUCUACGGCACCAGUGUGGAUGCCAUCAAGGAGGUGAUAGACAGCGGGAAAGUGUGUGUCAUCGACAUCGAGCCGCAUAGUAUCCAGUCCAUCAGGACGAAGAGGCUACGGCCCUUCAUCGUCUUCGUCAGGCCCCCCAGUCUGGAGCGCCUGAGACAGACCCGGAGGAACGCCAAGGUCAUCACCAGCUACCAGAUCGAGCGAAACUUCAGGGAUGUGGACUUCCGUGAGAUGGAGUCGACAUCUCUGCGUCUGGAGGCCCUGUAUGGCCACUUCUUUGACCACGUGCUGGUGAACGAGGACCUGAGAGAGACCUGCCUGCAGCUCUUCACCCUGAUCCAGCACGCCCAGGAGGACCCGCAAUGGGUUCCCACAACCUGGACGCUACCUGACGAACCCUAACACACACACACACACACACACACACACACACACACACACACACACACACACACACACACAUAAACUCCUACAAACCAAGGCCCAGGACACCCCACAGUGAGAGGACACCACCUGGAAGCACACACAUAUGCAGACACACACACACACAAACAUGCAGACACACACACAUUCUCAUAUACACACAUG